Myodes glareolus (Bank vole) is the source of this 696-nucleotide messenger RNA. RefSeq names its product Fc epsilon receptor Ig (gene Fcer1g). NCBI's taxonomy places the organism in Eukaryota, Metazoa, Chordata, Mammalia, Rodentia, Cricetidae. Gene Ontology annotation, cellular component: Fc-epsilon receptor I complex; membrane; external side of plasma membrane. Gene Ontology annotation, molecular function: IgG binding; IgE receptor activity. Gene Ontology annotation, biological process: Fc receptor mediated stimulatory signaling pathway; antigen processing and presentation of exogenous peptide antigen via MHC class II; neutrophil activation involved in immune response. The record is from RefSeq and is a predicted model, not a curated record.
UUCUCCAUUCCCCAUUUCCCCUUUCCUCUCAGUUCCUCCUGCCCAGACCCUCUUAGCAUCUAUAGGGUGUAAACUCCAGUGAAGACUGGGUAUAUAAAGUUCCAAAUAGAAAGUUCCCAGCCCCGAAGCCCCUGCCCAAGAUGAUUCCAGCCGUGGUCUUACUCUUGCUCCUUUUGGUCGAACAAGCAGCUGCCCUAGGAGAGCCCCAGCUCUGCUAUAUCCUGGACGCCAUCCUGUUUUUGUAUGGUAUUGUCCUUACCCUACUCUACUGUCGACUCAAGAUCCAGGUCAGAAAGGCAGCGAUAGCCAGCUAUGAGAAAGAUGCUGUUUACACGGGCCUGAGUACCCGGAACCAAGAGACAUACGAGACUCUGAAGCAUGAGAAACCACCCCAGUAGCUUUAGAGCAUGUGUCCUUGGCUGCAUUCUUUUUCUGCUUCUGGUUCUCUCUUAGCCCUCACGGCUGACAUCACGAUGCUAUCUCUGUGCUUUUGAUGCUAGCUGACCUUACUCCCAUAAUGAGGCCAGCCUCUAAGUUAAUGUCCGCCAGCAGUCGCUCAUUUCCGUUAAAGACUUACUCACAGAUGGUUGUUCCCUUACAUAUUCCGUUGCUUCGUUUCUUUUUUCUCCCCUGAUCCCCAGCUCUUGCUAAACAAUGGAAAGGGAUUGCCUUCCAAUAAAGCCGGUACAGAUGUGA